GUCUAUCUCUCUCGGAUUCAUCUCCCUCUCUGCUCGCUUCACCUAGGCAGAUUUAAUCGCUUCCCCCCUCAUAGAUCUGCCAUCAUGGCUCCUUCGAAGUCGUCGUCCUCAUGGAUUUCCUCCGCCCUGGCUGUGUACGCCUUUCUGUGCCUAGCCAUUCCCACCAACGCCCUCUACUUCUACACGGACGGACGCCAAACAAAAUGCUUUUUUGAGGAGCUUCCCAAGGGCACCCUGGUUGUUGGAACCUACUCUAGCGAGGUUAUCGACCAGCAAUCCGGCACAUUCGCCGUCGACCCCAGCAUGAAGAUGCUCAUUACCGUCGACGAGACCUUCGACGACAACCACCGAGUUGUCUCCAAGCGAGAUAGCCAUUCCGGCCGGUUUACCUUCUCUGCUGCCGAUGCCGGUAGCCACAGAAUCUGCCUUACUCCCGAAACCAACGCCGCCACUGGUGGAUGGCUGUCUGAUGCCUCCACCGGUGCUGUCAAGGUCACGCUGGACAUGGCCAUUGGCGAAACCAGCAAAAUCGAGUCGGAAGAUAAGGGUAAAAUGCAGGAUAUCGUUCAACGGGUGAAGGACCUCAAUGGCCGGUUACAGGAUAUACGACGAGAGCAGGUCUUCCAGCGAGAACGCGAAGCCGAAUUCCGUGAUCAGUCCGAAGCUACCAACUCGCGUGUUGUUCGUUGGACAUUGAUCCAGCUGGCUAUUCUGUCGGUUACCUGCGCUUGGCAGCUAUCCCAUCUCCGGUCGUUCUUCAUCAAGCAGAAGUUGACAUAAAGAGCAUUCAUUAUAUACAUGGGGUGAUGGCUUAGAGUAAGAAAUGAAGGAGAUGAGAACCGGAAUCGUUGUUGAACUGUACGGCGUAUACUGUGUGAUUCUUUACGAUGGAGCGUGGUUACCCGAUUUCGGUUACUAAUAUGUCUUACUGCCUAGCGAUUUAUUCAUGAAACGAGAUUUGUUAUUUUUUUUUUCCUUUCGUCUUCAUACUUUAUGGCUGUAUUGUACAAUUUUUUACGAUUUGGGACUUGCUGGCAAACUUCGGUAGUAGGACAUUCUCUCGUGUAUGAUGACAAUUCUUGUGAGGAGCGCAAGAAUGCCUCGGGAGGAUGGCUGAGAUAUAAAACCUAAUG
Molecule: messenger RNA, 1133 nt
Organism: Aspergillus ochraceoroseus IBT 24754
Lineage: Eukaryota; Fungi; Ascomycota; Eurotiomycetes; Eurotiales; Aspergillaceae
Product: emp24/gp25L/p24 family protein
Exons: 3
Coding region: 85-780 (231 amino acids)
Biological process (GO): Golgi organization; endoplasmic reticulum to Golgi vesicle-mediated transport; intracellular protein transport
Cellular component (GO): COPII-coated ER to Golgi transport vesicle; endoplasmic reticulum-Golgi intermediate compartment; endoplasmic reticulum
Source: RefSeq, a predicted model, not a curated record